AUGUCUAUUCUUCCUGAUGUGGAGGCGAAGAAGAUGGAGGCAUCAAGUGAUGACGUAUUGAGCGAACAUCAUUUUCAAGCGUGUCCAAAUGAGUAUUUAUGUUAUCAAGACUUUGCAUCACGUGAUCGUACAAGGUAUUCAUUGAUAACACCUCUUGAGGUGGCACUGGAAAGAUUUGAUGAGACAGGGAAGAAGAUAAAGACAGAUGCAUGUUUCGAAAUGGAGAGGAGACAGCUGUUGGGUCCUCCAGGGACCUUGAACACCAUCACACCUUGUGCUGCAUGUAAGCUCUUGAGGAGGAAGUGUGCGGAAGAGUGUUCUUUCUCUCCUUAUUUCUCCCCACGUGAGCCCCACAAAUUUGCCGCCGUUCACAAAGUUUUUGGUGCAAGCAAUGUCUCCAAGAUGUUAAUGGAGGUGCCGGAGAGCCAAAGAGCCGAUGCGGCGAGCAGUCUGGUGUAUGAGGCGAACUUGAGGCUCAGAGAUCCGGUUUAUGGCUGCAUGGGUGCAAUCGUGACUUUGCAACAACAUAUGCAGACUUUGCAAGCCGAAUUGAACGCUGUAAGAGAUGAGAUACUGAAAUACAAGUUUAGAGAAGUUACUGUUACUUUUAGUCACACUCAGACUGCUCUGAUUUCUGCUGGUGGGGCGGUACCAAUUGCUGCUCCGUCGUCUCCUCUUCCGCCAACUCCUCCUCCUGUUCCGCCACGGCCAUCAACUUCCAUUGUUGUCUCAUCAUCUUCCUCAUCUUCCGCAUCUAAUUCUCUGUAUACAUCGUCAACCACAGCAACCGGAUAUGGCUCCAUUUCAAGUGAUAACGUUACAUAUUUCGACUAAUUCUAUAAGCUACAUAAU
Molecule: messenger RNA, 852 nt
Organism: Hibiscus syriacus
Lineage: Eukaryota; Viridiplantae; Streptophyta; Magnoliopsida; Malvales; Malvaceae
Product: LOB domain-containing protein 15-like
Exons: 3
Coding region: 1-834 (277 amino acids)
Source: RefSeq, a predicted model, not a curated record